This is a messenger RNA of Closterium sp. NIES-65, 636 nucleotides long. NCBI's taxonomy places the organism in Eukaryota, Viridiplantae, Streptophyta, Zygnematophyceae, Desmidiales, Closteriaceae. The record is from the annotation of a GenBank genome assembly.
AUGGCGAGCAAUACGGGUCUGAAUGUUCGCGCCCACGCCCUUGGCAUUCUCCUCGCAUGCAUCGCCCUCUCAGGUGUGGUCCCCACAAGUGACUCCAGCACCCCGAGAGUGGCCGCAUGGGCCACUUUCAAUCGGCGCGCAGUGUUCCACGCCCUCAUCUCCUCGUUCCAUCUGUCCGCAGGCACCCUGGGAGUGACGGCGCAGCCCUCGCUCCGGUGGCGCAAGGCGCUCAACGUGUCGACCGUGUUUAACGCCGCCAAGUUCGGAGCGGGCACGCAGAGCACUCGCAGCGGCUUCAUCGGCCUGCCUUACAGUAUGCUCCGCACCCCUCCCGCCCCUCUCGCCCCUUUCGCCCCUGCCACCCCUCCCGCCCCUCUCACCCCUGUCGCCCCUGCCACCCCUGUCGCCCCUGCCACCCCUGCCGACCUUGUCGCUCCCGUCGUCGCUAUCGCAUGCUUGGUAGCAGGCAUGGCCGUGUUGCAUGUGUUAGCUUCCAUUCUCUCACGCCCCCCACCGCCACUUUAUCCCGCCACCCCAAUCCGGGAGGUGUACGCGAAGCUCACAGGCAAGGCCGUUCCGGGCUCUAAGGGGGACAAGGGAGCACAUGGAUGGCUCGAUAUCAACAUCUACAAGUGA